AUGCGAGUUGAGCAGAGACACACAUACUAUCUGUACGAAAUGGGCCAUAGCCCUGAUCGAGUCACGCUUGGUCACCUUGUUCAUGGCAACUACGCGAUGCCCACAAAGUCGCUGCAUUACUCAGCUCCUCGCAUGAGAACAUUGAGACGGCUGAUCACCCUCAGUCGGGAAGAGCUCGAGUCGUGGGCCGAAAUCCGUGACGUGAGAGGCGAGUACGGUCAGACAGACAAAACAAAUUACGGGAUCGAGGUGAACGUCUUUGGUGCCGGAAACUUUGGGGUUGGAUUCGUAACCGAGAGCGGCAAGGCGAUCAUUGCAGAGAAAGGUCGCCGGAUUGAGUUACUCGAAUUCUUUGAAACGAAGAUCCUGACGGACGAGAAAGCAAUGGAGAAGCUCAGAACCUGGCUUUCAGUGAGAAGAAGCAAAUAUAUCUUGAAAAAGGCUGGGGGCCUUCGAAAACCAGAGAUAUGGUGUCUCACCGGGUUCUACGAGCUCGAAAAUGCGAAAAGCUGCGUGGUACAUAAGAAAAGCCCCUCGAUCCGAGUUGGCAUCGACUCAGCCGCCGUGGCAGCUAUUUGUGGAGCCCCAGUAGGAUGUUCUGUCGAUGUAGGCGCCAGCUCAACCAUAACCUCCGUAUCAGAACAUCCUGGAAAGUUCAUUUGGGCCGCGCAGUUCCAGCUCCUAACUGCCAGAUACACAUGCACCAGGAAUUGUAAACCUACAACGAUAUCGCCCCGCGAGAUUCAACUCUAUCCGGACACUUCGUACUCUAUCGGCGUCCUCCUUGGGGAUGAAGAUGAGACGGAUGUUGCUGGGUUGGAGAUGCAAACGGUCAGUAAAUCGGGUCCACCGCAGGACGAUUUAGAUGAGGCCUAUUGGGAGGCUUAUGACAAAGCUGAGCAGAGAAUCAUGGAAGACAUGGAGGACCACUAA
Aspergillus fumigatus Af293 is the source of this 933-nucleotide messenger RNA. The record is from RefSeq and is a predicted model, not a curated record. Lineage: Eukaryota; Fungi; Ascomycota; Eurotiomycetes; Eurotiales; Aspergillaceae.